AUAUUUUUGUAAACGAAAUUUCGACCGAGAUGCUGUUGCAAAAGAAAAAGUUACACGAAUUGUGGCACCGUUUCUGUGGCAUGUUGUGCCUGGCCGAUCUGGUGGUGUUUGCCUGCUUGUGGGGAAGUGGAUUGUCCUUGGGUUAUUAUAUGAAAUCGGCCUAUGUGUAUGAUAAUCUGUGGCCACAUUGGUAUGCCCUAGUUGGUGGAUUAAUGGUUUUGGCCUUGGCUCUGGGCUGGAUUCUGCGAAAGCAUAAUAGACAGCAAUAUAGUUAUGAUCAUUACUAUAUCAUAUUCUAUGGUCUGUUGUGCUCCUUAAUGGGCAGUUGCUUUAUGCUUAGCAGACAGUUAACUGUCAGCUAUUACUUUAGUUUUGUGGGUCUAAGUGUCUUGUAUCUAGCAGGAUUUAGUUAUGUGAAUUUGCGAAGUGAUGCUUCAGGCAUGCGACCAGCUAGAAUAGCUCUGGCAAAUGCUUUGCACAUGUGUGGUUUGGCCAGCGGUUUCGUCAUCUUUAACGAAUUUGAGCCCCAGCAAUGUGGUCUGAUCAGUAUGAGUGUCUAUCUGAUAUUGCUAGUGUUGGUCUGUGUUAAUGAAUUGCUGCAGCAUUUGGGAAUUCAUAACUAUAAGCAAUCCAAGGAUUUGGUGUUCAAUCUAUUAAACGAAGAGCGUAUGGUCUUUCUGCCACGUCAAGCAGUUUUGGCCCAAUUUGUGGGACGCCGGGACUAUCAACUGUUGGCCAGUCGUCAAUGGUUAGUUUUGCUGCUUGGUGGUCUACUGGUGACUCUUCAACGCUGUUGCCUGUUGUAUUCACCCGUGUAUUUACAGCUCAUGUGGAGCUCUACAGCAGGCUAUGUCCAGCGUUCACAGUUGUUCACACCCUUCGUCCUGUAUGCCGCAGGCUGUGUCUUGGGUUCACUGCUGCUGCUUCGUUAUACACCCAAGCUGGUCUAUUUGCUGUUUGGAGUUAUCAAACUAACAUUGAUAGUGGCUUUGCUAUGCAUUUGGAGUGAAGAUCAAUCAGAGCAUUGCUUUUUGUUCCUUUGCUUGAUUUAUGCCACAAUGGGUGUCAUAUCUAGCCAAGCAUUGCAUUGGCUUCUCGAAUGCUCGCCAUUCCUUUAUACAGAGCUGUGUGUGGCUAUGGGAUUUGUCAUUCAACUUGGCGUAAUGGAGGCCUUCAAGUACGAAACGAACGUUGAUGAUGUGUGGACUAAUCUUUUGGUUAGCAGCUUGAUUGCUCUCCUGCUGACUACAUUGGCCAUUUUGGUUGUGGAAUGGCUGCAGCCACGUUCCGCCAGUCUUGUCGAUGUAAGAAAUCGCCUCAUGGGCAUUCGUCGACUCUCACAGCCGCAGGAGCAAACACAGUUUUGGCACACAAAUCACUUUCUGGUCCACAACAAGCAGCCGCAUGAAUUGCAAUCUGUGCAAUUGGCUAAAUCUCGCAUUUUCCAGCAAUAUCCGAUUUCUAGCAAUGACAUUACCGAUGUCGAUGGCGAUGCUGCCAAAACGACGGACAAGUUUUGAUAAUAAAAUGGUUUUUACGUUUUGUA
Molecule: messenger RNA, 1546 nt
Organism: Drosophila willistoni
Lineage: Eukaryota; Metazoa; Arthropoda; Insecta; Diptera; Drosophilidae
Exons: 3
Coding region: 30-1520 (496 amino acids)
Source: RefSeq, a predicted model, not a curated record